ACUUUGAGUGUGUGUGGUUCAGUGUGUGAUAGUCAUCUAUAUUGACAGCACACUAAUGCUAUACCUGUUUGGCCAGUUCAGUUGAAAGAAAAGCGUUUCACAAAAAGAGCCGGCAUAUGGGAGCGUGACUGCAGAUGCUUCACGCUGUCAAGUAGUGACUCCAAUUCUCACAAAGGACGGGGAGGGAUGAUGCUUCGCUGGGUCUUGUUAGCUCUGUUCAUCGGCAUCUGUGCCAGUGCUGGAGAACAGAAAAAGAAGAAAGCGAAGCCUCAGUCCUUAUCAAGAGGAUGGGGGAAUAAUAUCAAUUGGGUCCAAGGCUAUCAAGCAGGCCUAUCAAAAAUGGUCAAGAGUCAGAAACCUCUCAUGGUCAUUCAUCAUCUGGAAGACUGCCCGCACAGUCAAGCACUGAAGAAGGCAUUCGUUGCUGACAAGACCAUCCAGAAAAUGGCCAAAGAGGAUUUCAUCAUGCUCAACUUAGUGGAAGAGUCUGGGGACAAGAAUCUGGUACCUGAUGGCCCCUAUGUUCCCAGAAUCCUCUUUGUUGAUCCAUCCAGGACCGUGCGUGCAGACAUCACAGGGAAGUACGCCAACCGCCUCUACACCUACAGCCCGGACGACAUGGAGCUCUUGGCCAGCAACAUGAAGAAAGCCAAACUCUUGCUGCACACUGAACUCUAACGUGCCUCGGCAUCCCCGCGUUUUCUCCGUGCCUGCCCAGCGGUCAGCACUGAAAACAUUACUCAAAACAAUAAACUCAUUAAAACCAAAAUGGAUGAAAACAA
Molecule: messenger RNA, 782 nt
Organism: Mugil cephalus (flathead mullet)
Lineage: Eukaryota; Metazoa; Chordata; Actinopteri; Mugiliformes; Mugilidae
Gene: agr1
Product: anterior gradient 1
Exons: 8
Coding region: 187-678 (163 amino acids)
Cellular component (GO): endoplasmic reticulum
Source: RefSeq, a predicted model, not a curated record